AUGCAGUAUAAACUUUACCCCCAAUGCAUUGAUCCCAACCUUCUCAACGUCAAUGAACACAUAGACUCUGCACACCUCGCUUCCAACUGCUCUGCGUCAUUUGAUGAUGUAGAUAUUGCAACUGGCCAGGCGGUCUUUGACGACGGAGAUGUUCAUCCUAAAGUGGGCUCGUGGAUCAAUUCACGUCACUCUCAUGAAUUGGCUGGAGAUCCAGAAGAUGUUUGGGAGGAUUUUGACUACAACUCAACCCAAGCACAUAGCGCACCUGCAAGGGAAUGGGACAUUGGAAGGUUUGGAAGGUUUGAUUCCGGUGCUGUUCUGCAGUACGAAGGCUCCUUUCCAGUAAGGGGAAAUGAGCCUUGGAGUCACCUACAAACGUUCGCUCUGUCGGCCCCUGGGCGUGAUCAUCAAAGCUCACAGGAGUUUCAGAUCGAGGCUAUCUCCCAAUGGCCGUCGACCUUGCAAGGUAGUGAUAUGCUCCAUCCAUCAACGACCGAGUCUCGUCAUCAGCGUCAAGCCUCCGCCAAGCAUAAGAGGAUGCCGGAGAGUCCAUACUCCGCCGAGGGUUAUUCCACCCAACAACCACGCCUUCGCAGUCAAGCUAGGAGCGCUCGCAGUCUACAUGUGGCGAACUUCGGCACGUUCGGACACAAAACGUCACAUGCAGGCGAGCAACAGGUGGCGGGCAGCUCCACUAGCUCAAGCUCUUCUCGACCCGCAACGAGCGGCCUGCAAAUGGAGAGCAAUUCUGCGCAAUUCUUUGACACCCGUUCAGCCUAUCCGCUCCACCAUCCGAAUUCGAACCAAGUGAAGGAAAGCAGUACCGGGCUGCGUCAAAGCCUUGAGGUCGAUGUUUCUCUCAAUCCGGGCCUGAUUGAUGAGAUCGGGCGUAAUUCGCUGCCUACCAGUCACGAUGACCUGACACCACAAGAGUUUUCAUGGCGACAGAAUGAUCCACUUCUUUUCGGGCACCCACUCAGUACCUCGGGCGACACAGCCUAUGGAUCCUAUGAUCUUGGUGGUACCGCCCACGAUCACGUUUGGUCUUCGGACUUUAUACAAGACCCAGCAUUCGGAUUUACAAGCCAUCAGAGUUACGACGAUAGCAAAAUACUAGAUCACCCAGGUGCUAUCAAGAUCGAGGGAUCCAGCGGACACUACAAGUCGGGUCUCCCAUCAUCCUUUCCAUCCUCUGCAGACUUUUUUCCGGAUUAUAUGCCCAUGAUGCAGAAACCCAGGGCGUACCGAGCAAUUCCUUCAACUUCUCAGCCCACCGUCCUUUCAUCCAGUCCGCCCAAUCCCGCAUUCCCAAAGAAUACCAACAAACCUACAUCUGCCAGGGGUUCUAGGUCGGGUUCUCUGUCGAUCAUUCGCGAGUAUGGGCAUUCUCGACAUGGAAGCCCAAUCCUUUCCCGGAACGCUUCAGGAAAAGGCAAGAGAAAAGGACCACUCCCCACGGCGACUGCCUUAGCUGCUGCCCAGAAACGCAAAGAUGGCAGUGUUUGCAUCCGGUGCCGAACAAUGAAGAUGACGUGCAAAGGGGGCCUUCCUUGCGAAGGGUGUCGUCAGAUUACCAAAGUCAAGCUGUGGGACCAGUCCUGUACCCCUGCAAACUUCACCGACAUGGUCAGAGAGGACACGUGCAACGCAGUUUUCCAAUACUCUAUCAGCCACCUGGCUCUUGAUGGAACUCGGCGACUGAUAGUGGCAGUCCCAACGGUUUUCAACGUGUCUGGACUCCUCGAUCGUCUUGAGUCCUGCCAAAUGCGAUAUGAUAUCCGAGUCCGACACUCGUCAGGUUCUUUUUACACAUUGGACUCAUCCAACUGCUUUGAACUCCUGACGAAGAUGCACAAGUCAUGUGGAUCGGAGACUUGCGAGCUCCACGAGUUCGUGAAGAAUAAGCAGUUGAGAUCAGCAUGGUUGCAAUGCGUCCGAGAAGACGAUCUAGCGGCCAGCGUCGUGGAUCAAUCAAUCCAGUGGAACAAUAUGCCAAGCCGGAAUGGCUACGAGAUUUCGCCGCACAACACAUCUGUGCUCGGACAUGCUUUGGACGUUGAGGAUCAGCAGGAUCGAAGCACGAUCAUCUUCGCCGUGCAACUUUCUCGCAUCAUUCUACGAGCACUAGAAAUUGAAGCCUUCGAGGCGUUGCAGAAAUCAGUCAAUGAGCUCACAAAAGGCGGCAAGUCUGAUGCAGAUAUCGAAACUUUGGCCGGCCAGCUUGGCCAAAUUCUGAUGAGCCUGCGCUGGCGCAUCUCAUGGUGGGCGGUCGUUGGUGACAGCCCAGACGAACGUUUCACUUCCAGGGUUACAAAAAUCGCCCAAAUACUAUACUGCUACUACUUUGUUGCUAGAAAGAAAAUGUCGCCCUGGGGUAGUCAGCUUCCGAGCAAGAUUCGAUCUGUGUACGCGGACGUCGAGCCUAUCUAUGAGGAACUUCCUCUGGUUGACUCGCUUGAUGGCUUCCAUGCUUGGAUGCAGAAGGGCCAAACAAUCGUACAGGUAGCAAAAGUCCAACAAAACAUCGCUCGCUCGUUGCCUGCCGCUCCUAUGAACCUACACUUCUAG
Messenger RNA from Letharia columbiana, 2568 nucleotides. RefSeq lists its product as uncharacterized. Bases 1 to 2568 code for a protein of 855 amino acids. The record is from RefSeq and is a predicted model, not a curated record. Lineage: Eukaryota; Fungi; Ascomycota; Lecanoromycetes; Lecanorales; Parmeliaceae. The transcript is spliced from 5 exons.